This is a messenger RNA of Cylicostephanus goldi, 501 nucleotides long. The record is from the annotation of a GenBank genome assembly. NCBI's taxonomy places the organism in Eukaryota, Metazoa, Nematoda, Chromadorea, Rhabditida, Strongylidae.
AUGUGGAGACAUUAUAGCAUCCAAAUUAAAAUUGACGACACGGUGUAUGUGGGUUCGCAGGAUGCGGUAGCGAACAUGAAUCUGCUCUGUAGGUUGAAUAUCGAAUUCGUCUGCGAUUUGUGCAAUGAAGAUGGCGAAGAAGCAAACAGGUAUAGGUUGUUCUUAUCAUUGGUCCCAUCUGCAUACCUCAGUUAUAGAAGGCGGUAUGACUGUCCAUGCUUAUGCCCGCGGAGGUCGAAACAUUUUCGAUAUUUCGUCGCGAUGGAUGUACCAGAGACAGAAAAGAAAUGUAUUGAUUCCAAGGUGAACAUGACGAUACUAUUCGACCAAUUUUGCGAUCUCGUCGAAAGGGGAAGGAAAGCAGGAAAGUGCGUCUUGGUGUGCAGCGCUAAGGGAAGAAAUAGAGCGCCUGCAUUUUGUGCAGCGUACUUAAUCAGCAAAGAGAGGAUGAGUCGACAACAAGCAGUAGCAAAAGUUCUAGAGCAGUUGCUAAACAUGUGA